Dromiciops gliroides (monito del monte) is the source of this 2493-nucleotide messenger RNA. It is a transcript of the gene MORN5, whose product is annotated as MORN repeat containing 5. NCBI's taxonomy places the organism in Eukaryota, Metazoa, Chordata, Mammalia, Microbiotheria, Microbiotheriidae. The record is from RefSeq and is a predicted model, not a curated record.
AUGGAACCGGAAUUAGAAGAAUCAAAGGAGAGUUCCUCCGAGCCCCCACCUUGCCGUGACUGCCUCCCUUAUAAGAACAAGAAUCCUCCCUGCUGUGUCCUCCCGCCAACCCGAAGAACCGGCCCAAUUAAGCCUAAGUGCGCAUCCACCAGAUUGUCCUGUCGUGACAGCCCCGCCCUCUCGAUUAGUAUAUCGAUGGAGGGCAAGGCCUUGUACAUUCUCCCAACAGAAACGAAAUAUCAAGGCGAAAUGAAAGAUGGAAUGUUUCAUGGCAAAGGAACCUUGUACUUUCCUAAUGGGAGCCAAUAUGAUGCCACAUGGGAAAAUGGAAGAAUCAUAAAGGGGAAAUAUACUUUUGCUGGCCUAAAGUACAAAGGAAGAAAAAAAUGGCAUUACUGUGAUGGCUAUGACAGAAGAUUUUACACUGAAAUCUGUGAGGGUGUAUCUGCUGCAGGUAUUUCUCAGCUCACCAACAUAGACCCACCUCGAAAAAUUCCUGAAGGUUGUUAUGACUGUGGAGAUGGCUUCUGACCAGAAGCAAGAGUGAUCAGAGACUACAAGCGGUUCCUGAGAAAUGCAGAUGACGAUGAACAUGAAUGGAUCAUCAGGACCUGUCGGAAAGGCUGGGAUGAGUUUAUCGGCCAUAAAGCUAAGCUCUGAUCAGCCUUACUACUUCUGGGAUCGAUGGGUACAGUUCUUGAAGUGUAUUAUCUUUCUAGUAGGAAAUAUUAAUAAGCUUCAUUGUUUGCCUGUUUUAAGUAGAAAUAAAGGCCUUUGCGAUUCACUGCAUCUGAGGUGUUUUCCUCACACAGAAAGGCCUUGCUUGUAGGUAGUGGAGAAGUAUUAUUGAGUCCAGGUUCUCACUUCCCAAAAAUCAGUCCCUUUGUUUCUAUCCUAUAAUCACAGAUUAAUAUCUAUCUCUUUCAAAAUUUAAAACAUGGUCAGCCAUGUUUGAUAACCUAGCUGCAAUUCUAUAAAACUACUUUCUUGGAUCAUAUACAUGAAAGAGCACUGAGGCUAAUGUAGACUGAGAGGGGGAAGGUCUGAAUUCAAGCACUGGCUCUUUCAUUUGCUAGUGUGAAAUGGGACAUAUGACUUACCUUCUCUAAGAUUAUCUAUAAUAAAGGGAUCAUACUUUGCGUUUUGGAGUUAUUAGGAGGAUCAAAUGAGAUAACUUAAGUAAAAUGUGUCAUGAGCAUGGCAUCUGUAAUCAUUAUCAUCAUACCAGCUCAGUGCACUAGCAUUUAUUAAGCACCAUAAUGGGACUGGUUGCCUUGGGGCUUUCCAGUCUGUGGCCACUGAACAGAAUAAAAUGAACUGGCCUGUAAGGAGACCAGGGCAUGCUCUUGUGUGCAUAGCACUGUGCUAAAUACAAGGGAUACAAAAACUAAAAAGUGAAACAGUCCUUGCCCUGAAGGAGCUUAUGUUCUGUUGGGGGUUGAGGGGGUUGGGAAGUGUUUAAUACAAAAAAUAUGGUUGGCACAAUCCUCUUAGAAUAGUGUCAGGAAUGAGCCACUCUGAAUGAGCCAAAUCGAUUGUCAAAAAUUCUGUGCAAAGUACAAGUGGAAUCAAUGAUGGGAUUCUCCACAUGUUUGUGGAUAAUAUAGUGUGGAUUGUUGAUCAGUGACAUUCAAAAGAAUUCAUUUAGCCAGCCACAGUGAAAAGAUGAAAUGGAUAAGAAAUACGUAUUGCUUAGAAAUGAUAUGCAAUUGGAUUAGUAGCCCAUUGGUUUAAUCCAUCAAUAUAUGCAUAUAAAAAUUUUGGACAGAUGCUACAAAUGGACAAUAAAGUUCAAAAUUAAAUAAAAGUAUACUUUUAGGACAAAUCACAUUUGGACAGUUACUUUCAAUAAUCCAUGUGAACAUACUCAGAUUGGCAAAGUCAACAAAGAAGAGAAAUGACAAAUGCUGGAGGGGUUGUGGGAAAACAGAUACUUUAAACUUUUAUAUACUAUUUAUUGAGUUCUGAACCAGUCCAGCCAUUCUGGAAAGCAAAGUGGAAUUAUGCCUCAAAAGCUAUUAAACUGCAUAUCUUUUAAUCCAGUGAUAGCACUACCAGGUGUAUACCCCUCAAGAGAUAAAGAAAGAUGAAAAGGAUUCAUAUAUACAAAAAUACUUAUAGCAGCUCUUUUCAUGGUAGAAAAGAAUUGAAACUGAGGUAGUGUCCAUCAACUAGGAAAUGGUUUGAACAAGUUAUGAUAUAUGAAUGUGAUGAAAUACUAAUGUGCCAUAAGAAAUGGUGAAAGGAAUGGUUUCAGAAAAAUUGGGGAAGACUUUUAUGUACUGAUGAAAAGUGAAGUGAGCAGAACCAGGAAAACAAUUUAUAACAACAGUAUUAUAAAGAUAAAUAUCUUUGAAAAAAUACAUAACUGAUCGACCACAAUGAAACAAUCACAGAUCCAAAGAAUCAUGAUGAAACAUACCAAAUAGAGAAGAGAUGGAUUCAGAAUGCAGAUUGAAGCAUUUUUUCUUUUAUCCCUUUUCUAUCCUUUUC